Molecule: messenger RNA, 1050 nt
Organism: Lachancea thermotolerans CBS 6340
Lineage: Eukaryota; Fungi; Ascomycota; Saccharomycetes; Saccharomycetales; Saccharomycetaceae
Gene: GOR1
Product: glyoxylate reductase
Exons: 1
Coding region: 1-1050 (349 amino acids)
Cellular component (GO): cytosol
Molecular function (GO): hydroxypyruvate reductase [NAD(P)H] activity; NAD binding; glyoxylate reductase (NADPH) activity
Source: RefSeq, a predicted model, not a curated record
AUGUCCAAGCCAGUAGUAUUAAGACUAGGAGCUGUUAAGUACGCGCAAGAGGCGUGGGAGAAGCUCGCGAAGAUCGCAGAUGUCGUUACAAUUGAGGACUCAACUACGAGACCGGAGUUCCUCAAAAUGUGCCAGGACCCUAACAGUGCGGUUUCGAAGGCGCAGAUCGUCUCCCGUACGUUUGCCAGUGUCCAGCAGACCGGCAGAUUUGACAAAGAACUGGCUCAGAAGCUGCCUUCGUCGGUGGUUGCGGUGUGUCAUAACGGUGCGGGCUACGAUCAGAUCGACACUUCGGAUUUCGCCGACAGAAAAAUUCAGGUCAGCAACGUUCCUGAGCUCGUGAACAACGCCACGGCCGACACUCACGUGUUCUUGAUGCUAGGUGCGCUCAGAAACUUCGAGUACGGGCGCCGCCUGAUGCUGGAGAACAAAUGGCCCUCCGGAGGUGCGGCUGCGGGCGCGCCCGUGGGCCACGAUCCUGAGGGCAAGGUCGUCGGUGUUUUGGGCUUGGGAGGCAUUGGCCGCGCAAUUGUCGAGAGACUGAAGCCUUUCGGGUUCAAGAAGUUUAUCUACCAUAACAGAAACAGACUCAGCCCAGAGCUCGAAAAUGGCUGUGAAUAUGUCUCCUUCGAGCAGCUGUUGGAGCAGUCCGACGUGGUUUCUAUCAACAUCCCUCUGAACGCCAAGACGCGGCACAUCAUCGACGAGGCCGCUAUCUCAAAGAUGAAAGACGGCGUAGUCAUUGUCAACACUGCCAGAGGUGCUGUCAUUGACGAAAAAGCGCUCAUCGCCGCUUUGAAGAACGGUAAGGUGAGAUCUGCUGGCUUGGAUGUUUACGAGCACGAGCCACAGGUUCCCCAGGAGCUCUUGGACCUGCCUAACGUCUGCGGAGUUCCUCACAUGGGCACACACUCUGUUGAGACCAUCAAGAUUAUGGAGGAGUUCGUGGUGGAGAACGUCAAGUCAGUAAUCAACUCGGGCAAGGUGUUGUCGAUAGUUCCGGAGAUGAAGAACGACGCAUGGGCCAAGGACCAAAAACCCCUAGUUUGA